Symbiodinium sp. CCMP2456 is the source of this 948-nucleotide messenger RNA. NCBI's taxonomy places the organism in Eukaryota, Dinophyceae, Suessiales, Symbiodiniaceae. The record is from the annotation of a GenBank genome assembly.
AUGCCAGCGUGCGCUGUGCCACCGGAAGUUGAAGCAAUUCUGCUUUCCAUGGGGUACCCAGAGAUCCGCCGCUGCACGAAGCACAAGGUCAGCUUUCAUGCUACUUACUUCUUGGACUUCGCCGGGCCACUUCCUUCGGGCGCAGAGGGACGCGCGGUCCUUCAAAUGAUUGGAUCCCAGCUGGGGGACAAAGGGCUCUUCCACUUGCAGAAGCCCAUCAGUGCGGAGUCCAUUGUCCGAGCAACUGCGCUGGCCCAGGAUGCUGGCAUCCGCGUGCCGCAGAUCCUGGCCAGUGGAAAGGUGGAGUCCUGGGGGCCGCUUUCCGAUGUUCCUUUCCUCGUCUACGAGUUUGUGAACACAGCCACCGUGGAGGAUGAGCGGGUUGCACCCGGCAAGGAUUUACGGCUGGCCAUAUCCGACGUGCAGGAGAAGCUCAAAUGCCUUAGCCUAACAGGCGUCAACACCGAGCCGUUGCCCCGUUUUGAGGAUUGCUUCGAGUUCACGGCCUACCUGCGCCAACUCGCAGAACAGAUCCAGGCACCGGAUCUGGUUGAAGCUUUGCUGAACAUGGAUCGCAGCCUGCGCACAGCAGGCAUCACGCCAAUACCGCCCACGCUCAUCCACCAGGAUCUGAAUGACGGCAAUGUCCUCUGCUCGCCUGAUAGCAGCGGGCAGUGGAAGUUCGAUGCCCUCAUUGAUUGGGAAGGUGCUGUGGUAGGCGACUCGCGGCUGGCAUAUGAACAUGGAGAGCCCUGGAAUGCCUUGGGCAAGCUUGCAAGAGUUGUCAAGAUCCGAUGGCUCAUGGCUGUCGCGUCGGGCACUCUGCAAGAUGCAGCCCUUCCUCGCUGCUGUGCGGAGGAGUUGGUGGAGGACUACGAAGAGCUUUCUGACUUCUUGGUGCGCAGCGGUUGGCUCAAAUUUGUGCAGCCUCUUCCGCGCCUGAGCUAG